AAGAUAUCCGCGUUAUGUUUCACAAAACCCCCCUUGGCCCACUUACUCUAUGUUACAGAGCGCCUGAGUCUUGCCAAUGUCCCAAUCCUUUAUAACAUUUCAUGCACUUCGGGGGGUAGGCUUGUUGUUAAAUUGAGCGUGUAACGCUCUUACAAAACAGGUUUUCUAUGACAUCAAGGUUUUUUUCUCCCUAACCAAGGGAAGGAAAAAAAAAGGAAGAAAGAAGACCAAGAAGGGGGAAAACACACACUAUCUCAAUUUAUGCCUAAGGUAUAUGAUCAGUUAAAAAGGCUUAAAAGCUCGGGGAAAUUGGAUCAGGGAGAAUCGUCACCCAACUUUCAUUAUUUCCAAGUAGUGUGAUUGAAUUAAAGGGCAGGGAGCUGGUUAGAAGGGAGGAUCAGGGGCUCAGUGCGUAAUGGUGUGGUAUUAAAUUCUAAUUAGAGAUGCAGGAAUCAAUGAUAGGGAGGUUGGACAGCUCAGUUCCCCAGUGCCAGCCCAAUAGACGGAUGAGUUAUUGUCAUGUAAAAAGCGCCAGCAAUAAGACCAACCGCUUUGCUAUUGUCCAAGUGGAAAGAGCCAAGUUUAUUAUGAGGACUAUAUGCUCUAGAGACCUCAGACAAGGCAUCUCAUAGGAGGCUUUUUCAUAAAACUAGGCUCUGCUGGUAGUAAGGAGGCCAGUUUGGAGGCAGGCGUUGAGCUGUGCACAUCUCCCCUCUCCAGCCACCUUCUCCAUACCCAUCUCUUAUUUCAUUUUUCCACUUGGCUGAGCCAUUCAGAGCCUUUUCAAUGUAUAAAAUGGAAUAUUCUUACCUCAAUUCCUCUGCCUACGAGUCCUGUAUGGCUGGGAUGGACACCUCGAGCCUGGCUUCAGCCUAUGCUGACUUCAGUUCCUGCAGCCAGGCCAGUGGCUUCCAGUAUAACCCGAUAAGGACCACUUUUGGGGCCACGUCCGGCUGCCCGUCCCUCACGCCGGGAUCCUGCAGCCUCGGCACCCUCAGGGACCACCAGAGCAGUCCGUACGCCGCAGUUCCUUACAAACUUUUCACCGACCACGGCGGCCUCAACGAGAAGCGCAAGCAGAGGCGCAUCCGCACCACGUUCACAAGCGCGCAGCUCAAAGAGUUGGAGAGGGUCUUCGCCGAGACACACUACCCCGACAUCUAUACCCGCGAAGAGCUGGCCCUGAAAAUCGACCUCACGGAGGCUCGAGUUCAGGUGUGGUUCCAGAACCGCCGCGCCAAGUUCCGCAAGCAGGAGCGCGCUGCAGCGGCCGCAGCAGCCGCGGCCAAGAACGGCUCUUCGGGCAAGAAAUCCGACUCCUCCCGCGACGACGAGAGCAAAGAGGCCAAGAGCACCGACCCGGACAGCACAGGCGGCCCGGGCCCCAACCCUAACCCGACCCCCAGCUGCGGAGCGAGCGGCGGCGGCGGCGGGCCCAGCCCGGCAGGAGCUCCAGGGGCGGCGGGGCCGGGGGGCCCGGGAGGCGAGCCCGGCAAGGGCGGCGCGGCGGCUGCGGCGGCGGCGGCAGCGGCGGCAGCAGCGGCAGCAGCAGCGGCGGCGGCGGGAGGCCUCGCUGCGGCCGGGGGCCCUGGACAAGGCUGGGCUCCCGGCCCCGGCCCCAUCACCUCCAUCCCGGAUUCGCUCGGGGGCCCUUUCGCCAGCGUCCUCUCUUCGCUCCAAAGACCCAACGGUGCCAAAGCCGCCUUAGUGAAGAGCAGUAUGUUCUGA
Loxodonta africana (African savanna elephant) is the source of this 1728-nucleotide messenger RNA. RefSeq names its product paired like homeobox 2B (gene PHOX2B). Gene Ontology annotation, biological process: enteric nervous system development; regulation of transcription by RNA polymerase II. The record is from RefSeq and is a predicted model, not a curated record. Bases 787 to 1728 code for a protein of 313 amino acids. NCBI's taxonomy places the organism in Eukaryota, Metazoa, Chordata, Mammalia, Proboscidea, Elephantidae. The transcript has 3 exons. Gene Ontology annotation, molecular function: DNA-binding transcription factor activity, RNA polymerase II-specific; RNA polymerase II transcription regulatory region sequence-specific DNA binding.